Messenger RNA from Triticum turgidum subsp. durum (durum wheat), 849 nucleotides. The record is from the annotation of a GenBank genome assembly. NCBI's taxonomy places the organism in Eukaryota, Viridiplantae, Streptophyta, Magnoliopsida, Poales, Poaceae.
AUGGCGAUAGCAGUGGGAGUUGGUGUGGCUGAGUGGGCAUGGUGGCUGGCCCUCACCCUCGGCGCCGUCCCGCUGUUCUGCCUCGCCGUCUGGCAGUCCGCCGACGCGUGGUACCGCGCCGCCUUCUUCCUCAGGCACGGCGGCCGGCGCCGCCUCCCGCCGGGCCACAUGGGCCUGCCCUUCCUCGGCGAGACGCUCUCCUUCGUCUGGCACUUCAAGCUCGCGCGCCGCCCGGACGACUUCAUCGCCGCAAAGAGGCGCGCGCACGGCGCCGGGGCCGGCAUCUACCGGACGCACCUCUUCGGCUCCCCCGCCGUCAUCGCGUGCUCUCCGACGGCCAACAAGUUCGUGUUCCAGUCCGCCGAUAACUUCGGCAUACGGUGGCCCGUGCCGGAGCUCAUCGGCCACAAGUCCAUGGUCAACAUCGAGGGCGCCAGCCACGCUAGGCUUCGUGGGAUCAUCCUCACCGCCAUCAACCGCCCCAGCUCCCUUCGGACCAUCGCCGCCGUCGUGCAGCCGCGUGUUGUGGCGGCGCUGGCCGCGUGGGCAGACAUGGGGACAAUCGUUGCCUCCACCGAGAUCAAGAAAGUGACGUUCGCGAACAUAUUCAAAAUGUUCAUAAGCAUGGAGCCGUCGCCAUUGACGGAGCAGAUCGACCAGUGGUUCGGCAGCCUGAUGGCUGGCCUCAGGGCAUUCCCCUUGGAUCUUCCAGGGACAAAAUUUCACGGUGCUCGCAAGUGCCGUCGGAAGCUGAACGCGGUCUUCCGGCAUGAGCUGGAGGCAAGGAAGAAGGUGGACAAGAAGUGUGAUGAUCUCAUGAGCGGGCUGAUGUGCACCGAUGAUGAGUAG